AUGUUGGCGUACGUUUCCCGACUGCGGGAGGUCAAUCCAAUUUUGAAUGCGGUAGCUGAGGACUAUGGCGAAAAAGCUUUAAACCGUGCUCAAGAAAUCGACGUAAUUCUGCAAAAAUCCUCUGAGGACGAGCGUCAGGAAAUUUACAAAAAGCAACCGCUUCUUGGCAUUCCCUUUACCUGCAAGGAUCUAUAUGACAUUGAAGGUACAAAGACAACUUGGGGAACAUGGAACCGCCGUGAUAAUGUUUCGAAUCAUACCCAUGUGGUAAUCCAAACGAUGAUCGAUGCUGGGGCGAUACCUCUGGCAAAAACGACGGUACCAGAAGGAUGUGUAUUUAUCGAGUCGGUCAAUCCAAUUCAAGGGACUACGAAUAAUCCGUAUGAUACAAGAAGGAACGCUGGUGGGUCCAGCGGUGGUGAAGCCGCUUUGAAUGGGGUCUACGGCUUUAAGCCGAGCGUUGGCGCUUUUCCUAAAGCUGAUUUGGUUGGAAAUCCGGUUGAGCCCCUGUGGAACUGUUUUGGGCCAUUAUGUCGGUAUGCAGAGGAUGUGGAGCUGAUGCUCAAGCUGUUCUGUACUGGUGAACGGUCUUCGCAUGUUAAAUCAGCUGAACAUUUUGUGAUCAAAGACUUUUUGGUGCCGAUUGACAUCCCAACCCCGUGGAUAGCCAAGAAUACUGCGGAAAAUCAGAAAAUAGCCGGCGAGGUAGCUAAAGUUCUAUCAGCCGAAUAUGACGUUCCCGUGGGGACGAUCGACGUUUCACCGAUGAAAUCCGAUUACAUUGAUGUUUAUAUUGCAAAUUAUGAUGCUUAUCCGACAAAGCAAAAUCUACCGGAAGCGCUGAAAUCUCGAAUGUUGGCCGCCGGGAAAAAAAAUUUCCAUGCCAUCACCGAGAUACCUAAAUGGCUCCUAGGAAAAUCAAAGCACUACCUAGCUGCGAUUCUCCUAUUCCAUUUUUUCAAACGAAAAUAUACAGAUACUGAACGCGAUCUGUAUGUCCUAAAACUCGAAAAGCAAAUAGUACAUUUUCGAAAGCUGUUAUCUAAUAAUAAAUUUAUUAUUCAACCGAGCUGGCCGAACCUAGCCGGAUUUCACCAUGCGGAAUUAUCAACGCCAAGCCUGGGACACACCGCAAUCUACAACCUCCUGGAUUUGCCAGCCAUUGCUUGCCCUGUUGGUUUAAAUGAUGGUGGUCUACCACUUUCCGUUACGGUUAUUGGGCCCUACGGCAGCGAGUGGAAGCUUCUAGAAAUCGCGAAAAAAUUGGAAGAACUGUACAGCGGAUGGAAAGAGCCGGGAAGCAAGAAACAUCAU
This is a messenger RNA of Mesorhabditis spiculigera, 1314 nucleotides long. NCBI's taxonomy places the organism in Eukaryota, Metazoa, Nematoda, Chromadorea, Rhabditida, Rhabditidae. The record is from the annotation of a GenBank genome assembly.